GUACUAGGCUCAUUGUACGCAGGUCAGGUUUAGUGUUAAUACACCAAUACCCAAGUAAAAUUGAGUUUGUGGAGUGCUGCGUAACUCGGUGAUUUCAAUUAUGUUCUAAAUCAUAGCUUAAAUUCCUGUUAUUUUUAUCAAAUUGAUGUAGAAUGAGUCGAAUUAUGAUUCAAAAGUGUCUUUUAUUGGCAGUUUAUCUCGGAUGUGCUGCAUCUUCAACAAAUGGCACCUUAGAAACCUUCGCCAAUGGAGUACCACGCCUUGACUUGGAGAGUCUGGAGAGUGGCUACCACGGAUUGGUGAAGGAGAACGAGACGCUUGUCGAAGUAACUCCAAGAAUUCGAGGAGUCGGAGCUGAUAUAUGCAGCUUUAGAAUCGUAAACAAACAUCAUGGCGAAGCUCCAUUCGAAAUUAUACUUAAAGGAGAAGGAGAAGCUGAACUCAGGGCCAGACGAGUACUCAACUGUGAGAAACGCAAGAACUACAAGUUUGACAUUGCAGCUGUGUCUUGCAGUGGCGACCAAUCUGACAAUGCCACCGUACACAUAACAGUGGUAGAUAUCAAUGAGUACGCUCCCGCGUUCUUGGAGCCAUCGUACGUUCGGCAAGUGGACGAGGGCAGACUUUACCAGGAGAUACUGAGAGUGGAGGCUUCUGACAGGGACUGUACUCCCAAGUUUGGUGAUAUCUGUAAAUACGAGAUUCUGACUAGUGACCAGCCAUUCGUCAUUGACAAUGAAGGAGCAAUACGCAACACGGAACCAUUAGAUUAUGAACGAAGCCAUAAUCAUAUUCUGUCAGUGGUUGCAUAUGACUGCGGAAUGAAGCAAUCCGUUCCGGUCAUGGUUACAGUCAAAGUCAAUAGGAUUUGUAAAUUGGGCUGGAAAGGUAUCCCUGAACGUGUGGACUACGCCCCUGGCUCAGGUAGGGAGGACCUGUUCCCAACGGCUCAGCUGAAGUUGUGUGACGUGCCGUGUGCAGUGCACUCGGUGCAGACCAAGCUCACCCUGGCCACCUCCCACAUCGGCAAGGGCUGUGACCGUGACACCUACUCCGUGCAGAGUCAGCGCAAACUUUGUGGAGCGAGCAGUGAGAGUGUGGACCUGUUGCCGACGCCAGGGUCUGGACUGGAGUGGACCAAGUCUCUUGCCACAGACGAGGGCCACGAGAGCGACCAGAUGUUCGAGUUUGACGGCAGCACCUCGGCCGUGUCAGUGCCCAGCGAAGUGCUAGACCACGGCCUCGCUCGCACCUUCACCAUCGCCACUUGGCUCAAGCACAAGGCCCACGCAGACCUGGACAAGCACACCAAGGAACACAUCUUGUGCAGUGCCGACGACCACAAAAUGAACCGCCACCAUUACGCCUGGUUUGUACGCAACUGCAGAUUGAUUUUAUUGCUGAGACGAGACUUUUCCGAGGGUGACCUUAACAUUUUCCGUCCUGCAGAGUGGAGGUGGAAGCUACCUCAGGUGUGUGACAAUGAAUGGCAUCACUACGCGGUUUUGGUUCGCUUCCCGGAAGUGCAGCUGUAUGUGGACGGAACUCUGUUUAAAAAUGAGAAGAAGAAUCCUGAGAUCAUAGACGACUGGCCACUGCACCCUACCAAGGGAAUCAACACAACGCUGACAGUGGGCGCGUGCUGGCAGGGCUCGGAGAACAAGAUGAAGCACCACCUCAACGGCUACUUGGCCGGUCUCAGCGUACUGCUCAACAAGCUGGAGAAGCCUGCAGUGCUGGCGUGUCUGCACAAGUGCAAGGAGAGUCUGGAGGUCCCUGCCAUGGAGCUGCUGGAGCCUGGCAUGGAACUGCUCACCAACAGCGAUUUGACCGAGCUGAGCAUUGAAGGUGACAAUAAGACAAAUCUUGAGGUGUUGGUGAAGAAAAUAGGCUACAGCAACUCCCGAGAGUUCCCAACUCCAGGCCGCCGCAACCUGCACCUCUCCACUGUCGUAAUGUGUGAUCGAGGCCGACCAAUCAAAGUGCCGCCGGUAGAGAGUUACAUCAUGGUCCUGCAGCCGCAACAGCCCAGCAUAGAGAUCAAUGGCACCACCAACCUGGCCAGAGACUACCAGGAUUUCCGCAACGGUGUCCGAGUCUUCACUGACCUCCACAUUUCAGUCCAGCCCUCCGGCAAGAUGUGGAAGCACGGAGAAUCCAUGAGUGUGAUCCAGAAGAAACUUGACUCCUGUAUUGUGUCUGUGUACCCGUCCCUCAACCCAGACCACGAAAGUCUCACACUUCCGGAGAACAUGCUCACCCAGUUUGGCAUCGUUGCGAAAAUCAGCAAAGAUGGUGCAACAGUUUCUGGAAGUGAUAUCAUUUACAACUAUGAAGAGGUGUUACGUCAGAUUCAGUACACAAACAGGAAGCCGGCUUACUACCUCAAUAGGGUAUUCAAGCUUAUCUGCUCGGAAAUGAAUGGAAGAUUUCUGAGCAAUGAAUAUGUUCAAACGUUAACGGUGAUACACCCGCGAGUGCCUACCGCAAAACCUUCGGCAGCAGCCCCAACCGAGGCCCCGGCGCAGACUGCAGACAAGCAAGUUCCCGCCCACCUGCUGCUCAGCCCACAACACGUCAAGUCUCCCGUCCAUACCAUUGUUGACCACUACCUUGAGACAAAGAUGAGUGACCGAACCCAGGCUGUUAUCGCUCCUCCAGGCCACGCUGUGACCAUCAUAAUCGUUGUGUGCGUGGGAUUCCUGCUGUUCAUGAUCGUGCUGGGAGUGGUGCGCAUCCGAGCAGCACACCACCGCGCCACACAGGAGGAGAUCCAAGACACAGAGAUGGCUUGGGACGACUCUGCAUUGACUAUAACGGUCAAUCCCAUGGAGCAACUGGAGAGUCCGCGGCCAGGCAAGCCCGGGACUCAUGGUCAGUCCCACAUCGCUCCUGACGAUGAUGAAUCAUCUGAUGACAACUCGAGUUACCACGACGAUGACUUGGACUCGACCGACGAGGAGGAGGAGGGCAGUGCAGCCGUCAGCAAAGUGAAGGACUUAGAGUGGGACAACUCCACUCUAGCCAUCUAAACCCGCCCAUUACCUGUUUAGUUGCUUCUGUUUUCCUGUCCAUACUUUACUGUUCUGUUCUUAUUGGAUUUAUUGGCUGGUGCUUAGAUUACAAAGGGCGCUGUGUCCCGAUCCAUUGAUUACAGGUAACCAAAAUUAUCUUCGUCCUAUAAAUAGAGAUCGUAUUCGAACCUAUCGGUCGCAUCCCAGUAAAUGUUGUACAUAAAGCAGGGUGUAGUUGAUCGUGAACUUUUUAACUCAAUUUUUUAUGUUAGGACCAUCCUGUAUUUAUUAUAAUUGUGCAUUUACAUUAUCAACAAUGUAUUUACAGUAUUAUUUAUUUGUGAAUAGGGUAUUGUGUAUACCGAGACGAUUAUGAUAUUAUUUUGUAUUAAUUUUAUUAUUACAAAUUUUAUUUGUACCGCAAUGUGUAAUUAUAUAUAAAUUGAAUUAUUAUAGAAAAGUGAUCAUAUACAAAGUUAUAUAAAUGCAUUUAUAUGUAAAUUGAGAGCAGCUGAUAUUAUAGGUAUUAUAAAUAAAAAGAGAAAAAAAACAUCUUGCCAGUACGCUAACUGUAAGUUUGGACGUGAACUUAAACAUUGCUAAGGUCAUAAAGCUGUUACGUUUUAAUUUUGUAAGUGCCAUUUCUUUAACAACCUUAGGUAGAAAUAUGGUUCAAGGGUAAUUAAUGCUUGGUUUCGUACUGAAAAAAACAAUAAUUAACUGUAUUAAUUUUUAUUUAGUGGUAACUAGAAGUGUUGAAAACACAAAUACUAAUAGUAGUGACACAGUUUCUGCACAGUACUGCCUAGAUAACUGAAAACACUUUGUUUGCAAUAAAUAAUAAUAAUUUAUUAUGUUUUUAUUUUAAAAUGUGUUCUUAAUGUUAAAAUCGCUGUAAGAUAUUUUUUUACUUGUACGGUUGUCGCCAGGCUGGAGCUGUUUCGUUUAGAUCCUAACCUAUUUGUAUGUAAGAGAAACAUGUAUUUUUAUGCAUAUCAUCACCUAGCUUGAUAUCUUAGACCUGUGCUAUAUAUAGAGUAGUUCAAAGACACUGUCACUCCACAUAAAUGUGUAUUCUUGUUUUUGUUUGUUUUUCUCUUAGUAUGACAUUCCAUUUUCAAAUUGUUAAGUAAUUUUAUUUACUGAUUGUAUAGAUUAUGAAUAUUUUGUUAUUUUUGGAUAUUUGAAAACUUUUGUAUAGUGUAGGUACGAUACAUUAUUUUGGAUCUUUAGACAAUUAGAGCGGCUGCUAGGAAAAGCUUUAUACCUAAAAGUAUUAUUUUGUUCAUUUUGAAAGCUAAUCUGCAACUGUUGUAUUUGAUACAUUUCCAGAGGUAUGUUGUACAUCAGUAAUAUGGAGUGUUUCGGGCAGUCCAUUUAGAAAUCUUUGUACCUUACGUGUUGUUUUGUCAAAGUGUGAAAUUAACAAUAACGCAAGAAAGCUUUUUGGUCAAAAAAUUACUAAUAUAACAAUAUAUAGGUGUAGGAAUGUACAGUCAGGGGAGCCAUCUAGAAAUGAACAUAACCGCACACUUAAAACACAAUAUUUGUACUUAUAAAUGUAUCACAGUGUUGUUUAAAUAAAGCCUACACCUUAUAUUUGGAAUUUUA
This is a messenger RNA of Homalodisca vitripennis (glassy-winged sharpshooter), 4625 nucleotides long. RefSeq names its product calsyntenin-1-like. The coding region runs from base 153 to 3032 and encodes 959 amino acids. Gene Ontology annotation, biological process: homophilic cell-cell adhesion; positive regulation of synaptic transmission; positive regulation of synapse assembly. Gene Ontology annotation, molecular function: calcium ion binding; amyloid-beta binding; X11-like protein binding. NCBI's taxonomy places the organism in Eukaryota, Metazoa, Arthropoda, Insecta, Hemiptera, Cicadellidae. Gene Ontology annotation, cellular component: postsynaptic membrane; cell surface. The record is from RefSeq and is a predicted model, not a curated record. The transcript is spliced from 16 exons.